AUGGCUUUCCUUGGGCAUAUUGUUUCUAAAAACGGGGUUGCAGUUGAUCCUUGUAAGAUUGAGGUUGUGGUUAAGUUGGAAAGACCAAUGAAUGUAUCCAAAGUCCGUAGUUUCCUGGGACUUGCAGGGUAUUAUAGACGUUUUGUGGAGGGGUUCUCGAAGAUAGCACUUCCUCUGACCCGCCAGAUUAAGAAGGAAGUCAAAUUUGAAUGCUUUGAUAACUGUGAGAGAAGUUUUCAAGAACUGAAGAAAAGACUGACCACAGCCCCGAUAUUGACCUUGCCUAAGGGGAAUGAAGAUUUUAUAGUUUACACGGAUGCCUCGCACAAAGGGCUUGGGCGUGUACUAAUGCAACGAGGAAAGGUUAUAGCCUACGCCUUCAGGCAAUUAAAACCAUAUUAG
This is a messenger RNA of Amborella trichopoda, 402 nucleotides long. The record is from RefSeq and is a predicted model, not a curated record. Lineage: Eukaryota; Viridiplantae; Streptophyta; Magnoliopsida; Amborellales; Amborellaceae.